Messenger RNA from Ogataea parapolymorpha DL-1, 783 nucleotides. Its product is annotated as mitochondrial 37S ribosomal protein RSM25. NCBI's taxonomy places the organism in Eukaryota, Fungi, Ascomycota, Pichiomycetes, Pichiales, Pichiaceae. The record is from RefSeq and is a predicted model, not a curated record. The coding region runs from base 1 to 783 and encodes 260 amino acids. Gene Ontology annotation, cellular component: mitochondrial small ribosomal subunit. Gene Ontology annotation, molecular function: structural constituent of ribosome. The transcript has a single exon.
AUGAACACUAGCAAAGGAGCCAGUGACGUCUUGAAGCGUACGUCGGACUUUUUACGUAGUGGCCUUGUGAAAGAGCAACCUGCAUGGUACAAGCCGGUUGCGUACCACCCUCCUAAACAGGCUCAACACAAGAUUAUCAGACCUGAAAAAUUCUCCAAACUGAAGAAACUUUCGGUACCAUCCAGAAGCGGAAACUUGUACAAGACCAGAUUGACACCCUAUGAUUUGAAAUUGGACCUUCUCAAACCCCAGAAUUUAAAAUUCCUGGAAGACAAAAUAAGAAACGUAUUUUACCAGCAACACCCUUGGGAACUCGCAGAUCCGAAAUCUUUGAUCGAAAACGAGCACAUCAUCGAUAACAAGAAUCAAAAUUGGUCUCAUAUGAGACAACUCACUAAGAAACUGGAUGGAGAGAGUGUUGUUCAACGUACGCUGUAUCUCAUGCAAAACGAGAAGCUCAAUUUAGUGCAGGCUUACGAAAAAGCCAAGUACGAAUACUACAGGCUCAAAAUCGAGGAGGAGACAGAGAUGAAUGUUACAAGAGAAGAACAUGAGAUGUUUGGUGCUGUAUAUGACAAGACUAUUGUUGAGCAAGGCUUCGAUAAGGAAACCGAAGUGAUCAAGAAAUGGAAAGUUCGCGCACUCGAGGAGACCCAAGUUUUGGAAGCCAGGUUGAGCAAUAUGUCAUCCGAUCUUGGUGGAGAAGAAGACCUCCAAGCUCCAGACGAAGAUACUUUAUUCAAUGAUUUGGAGGAUGCUGAAAUCGGAGAGCCUACCCAAUAA